Messenger RNA from Branchiostoma belcheri (Belcher's lancelet), 1205 nucleotides. RefSeq names its product arylacetamide deacetylase-like. NCBI's taxonomy places the organism in Eukaryota, Metazoa, Chordata, Leptocardii, Amphioxiformes, Branchiostomatidae. The record is from RefSeq and is a predicted model, not a curated record. Gene Ontology annotation, cellular component: membrane. Gene Ontology annotation, molecular function: carboxylic ester hydrolase activity. The transcript is spliced from 4 exons. Bases 6 to 1205 code for a protein of 399 amino acids.
ACGACAUGGGUGUUGUAGGUGUUGUGACAUGGCUGACGUCCGCCAGUGCCGUGGGCGUGGCGGUGUUCACGGCUUACCUGUACUCGUCCCUGCCUCCUGGCGUCACGGAACCGAGAAAAGUCUUCAUCAUCAAGGGCUUCGUGCGAACCUUUUACUUUCUUGGAUGGGUUCACCAGAAGAUGGGCUUCGGUGUGAGGAGACUCCGGCCGCCGCGGCGGGCAUCACACCCUAACCUGGAAGUUACGGACGCGUCCUUCGAUGGCGUCCGGGUCCGAGUCUACAAACCACGGGCUCAGAAAACGGCGACGUCGACAGGAAGCAAGAUGGCUGGCCUAAUGUGGUUCCACGGAGGGGGCUGGGUGCUCGGCUCAAUCGAUGAAUGCGAUGGACAAGUUGGACGUAUUGCAAACAGAUCGGGGGCUGUAGUUGUGUCAGUUGAAUACCGGCUGGCCCCUGAACACAAGUUCCCGGUCCCGUUUGAAGACUGCCUCACGGCGACCCAACAUUUCCUCCAGCACGCCGCCGAGUUCGGAGUCGACCCCACAAGAAUCGGCGUGGCGGGAACCAGUGCGGGCGGCAACCUGGCUGCCGCGGUCGCUCUGAGGCUCAAAAAGGAAGAUACGCUCCCGCCCUUAAAGCUCCAAGCCCUUGUCUACCCCGCUCUCCAGGCGUUCGACUUUCAGACCCCUUCGUACACCAGAGGACGUAGAUACUUCGUUCUUCUCCAUCCUAACGCCAUGAUGACAUUCUGGAUACGAUACCUCAACAACAACCUUUCCCUGGUCGACAUGUUUUCAAACAACGGCCACACGACCGCGCUGAGGAAGUCGCGCUUUGCGUCUUAUGUGGACCAACACUUUCUCGGCCACUCCGUGCCAAGAUCGACACCUAACGAAGACGUCAGCGUGGAUCUCCCAGACGACUUGAAGGAUAUCCUGAACCCCUACUUUUCCCCGCUGAUGGCAGAAGACGCCGACUUGUCCGGACUGCCCGACACUUACGUCACUGUGUGUGGGACGGACGUCCUGAGGGAUGACGGGAUCAUGUACGCCAAGAGGCUGGAAAUGGCGGGAGUUCAGGUCCGACUGGCGCGCUACCCCUCAGGCUUCCACGGCGUCAUGUCCUUCGCAUCCAAACCGUUUUACUUAGAGGUCGGAAAACAGAUGGAACAGGACUUGGCAACGUACUUACGCGAUCACCUGUAA